Messenger RNA from Cherax quadricarinatus, 2018 nucleotides. The record is from RefSeq and is a predicted model, not a curated record. Lineage: Eukaryota; Metazoa; Arthropoda; Malacostraca; Decapoda; Parastacidae.
AUGGAUUUGGGAAGUGACGGGAUGGAGCCUAAUUUACGCCAGGAGCAUGUGGUCUGCUCCAAUAAGUCACAGUUGACGGAGGAGAGAGGUCAACACCUGCUGUUCUUCAAGGAGAGGAUCAAAGACUACAACCUGACCAUCGAAGCUGUUAACUGCACCUACCAGACCAUCGGUACUAUAUACAGAAAGCCUACGCCUACUCAUCUCUUUGCUUCUCAGAUAGGCUUGCUCACCUUUUCAUUCUUGCAGAAAAAAUUUGGAAGCCGAAGUAAUCAUCCCGAGAAGCUGAGCGUGUUGUUGAUGGGCACUGAUGCAGUGUCCCGCUACAACGCCAUCCGUCACAUGCCUAAAACUUACCAAUAUGCUGUGGAGAAGCUCGGAGCUCUGGACUUCCGUGGUUACAUUAAAAUAGGAGAAAAUACCUUACCAAACAUGUAUGAAAUAAUGUUUGGAUUCACCAUUCAGGAAAUUGGAAAACAUGAGUGCGUUCAGAAGACGAGAUAUCAGGACAGUUGUCCGAUAAUAUGGAAAGACUUUGACCAGGAAGGCUAUCUGACAGCCUACGGCGAGGAUGUUUACCCAAGAGGUAUUUUUGACUACGGCUACAAUGGUUUUACAGAUCAUCCUGUUGACUUGUCGCCUCUUAAUGCUUAUAUGAUAGCCGGACGGACUGCUCAUUAUCUUCAAGGUUAUCCAUCAAUUUACAGUAAUUGCGAGGGACCCAGGAUGAGGAUAGGGGUGUUUCACAACUAUUCACUUGCAGUAGCAGAGGAAUUCAAGGACGUCCCGUAUUUUGGAUUUUAUAUGUCUGGAACACUAACGCAUGAUGGAUACGUAAUGCCACGCAUCGUUGACGAUAAAUUAAUAAGACUGAUGACGGAAUUCCAUGAGAAUGGUUAUCUCAACCAUACAGUUGUCUUCCUCUUCAGUGACCAUGGACUGCGUUAUGGCCCCUACCGUCACACAUAUAUUGGCAGAAUCGAGGAAAGAUUACCACUUUUUCUGGCUGUGUUCCCUCCCUGGUUCAAGAAGGUCUACCCGCUGCCCUGGAAGAACCUGGUAACCAACACCAGAAGACUCAUCUCUAACUUAGAUUUUCACGAGACACUACACAGUCUGGCGCAUGGAGACUUCGCCACCAACACAAUACGAGCCAAGGUCCCUGGAAGAGGUCAGAGCUUGUUUGAGGAGGUCCCUGACACCCGGAUCUGCUCCGAUGUGAAUGUUAAUGAAUUUUUCUGCGCCUGCGAGAUAUCUGUUGGAGUAAGUAUAGUGGAUCCUGCAGUCAUUGCAGCAGCAGAAGCAGCUACUCAAGAUAUUAAUAUACUUCUUCAGCCGUUCUCAGACUGUGUAACCUUGAGAAUGGAUAAGGUUAUGAGUGCUCGCCUGGUGCUUCCCAGCAACUCGACGCAAUCACAAUAUGAGAAGCAUAAGGUGGCUACUUACAUUAUAGAGUUCCAGACCCAACCAGGUGGAGCCCUGCUGGAGGCCAUGGUGAGGAAGAACCAGCAGAACUUCACAGUAGUAGGAGAACCACUGAGGACCAACAAACAUAGCACUCAAAGCCACUGCCUCAAACACAAGUUUAAGAAAUACUGCUACUGUAAAGAUCUUCUCCAACCAUAAGACACCAAUUAUCUUCAAUCGAAAUAUCUCAAACAGUAUUAAUGUUUGUCACUUUGAUGAAGUCUCUCCGACAGCACAAAACUAUGCAACUCACUCCACACAAAACAACAUAGAUAUAUUCUCUCUACAUACGAGAUCAGUUAUAUUAUCCAGACAUACAAUUAACUUCUUCAACCACAAUAAUUGCAAUCAGUGGAGCCUUUGUAAAUUCAUCUUUUCUAGUCAAAAAUCAAACAAAACUAGUCCAGGUUAAAAGAGUUUAGCUCCUUUCUACAAAUAUUUUAAUAUAGUUAACGAAAGAUUAGCAGAUUUGUACAGUCAUAACUACACUUGCUGCCUCUGUAUGUGACUGAAGAAGUCUACCGUGUAGGCGAUACCCUUCAACAAUAAAG